Messenger RNA from Rhododendron vialii, 2022 nucleotides. RefSeq names its product eukaryotic translation initiation factor 5A-4-like. The record is from RefSeq and is a predicted model, not a curated record. Gene Ontology annotation, biological process: positive regulation of translational termination; mitotic spindle assembly checkpoint signaling; positive regulation of translational elongation. Gene Ontology annotation, molecular function: translation elongation factor activity; RNA binding; ubiquitin binding. Gene Ontology annotation, cellular component: mitotic checkpoint complex; phragmoplast; bub1-bub3 complex. The coding region runs from base 189 to 1718 and encodes 509 amino acids. The transcript is spliced from 14 exons. Lineage: Eukaryota; Viridiplantae; Streptophyta; Magnoliopsida; Ericales; Ericaceae.
CUCUCAGUCCACAGAGGAAGGGAAGGCGCAAAGCCACUCCACUCCACUCCAUCUUCAGCUGAGCUUGCUCGCCUGACGAAAAGCUGUGGACUUGGGAAGAGGCAAGAUCAGUUUCAUUUCAAUUAGGGUUUCCCCGGUUCAAUUCACUGCUCAAAGGGUUCCCCAGUUUAGGGGUUCAAAUCCAGGAAAUGAAGGGAACUUGUUUGAAGUUCGAAAAGCCGAUUCGAGACGCUAUCUCUCGGAUCAGAUUCGCUCCGGAAUCCAACAAUCUCCUCAUCUCUUCCUGGGACUCCAGUCUGCGACUUUAUGAUGUGGAUAGCUUUAUGCUCAGAGUAGAGGUUCCCUCCGAAGCUGCACUUCUUGACUGCUGUUUCCAGAACGAGUCGGUUGCUUUUACCGCCUGUUCUGAUUGUUGCAUUAGAAGAUACGAUCUGGACUCCGGCACUCAUGAUACAUUUGGAAAUCAUGAUGAUUUGGUGAGCUGUGUUGAAUAUUCUGCUGAAACACGUCAACUUAUAACUGCUGGUUGGGAUAGAAAGAUAAAGUCUUGGGAUACACGUUCAACAAACCCUCUUGAAUGUUUAAAAACUCCAUUUGCAGAGGUGGAAUCUAUGUCAGUCUCUGGGUGUAAUUUGAUGGUUGCUGUUGGGUCAUCAGUGAACAUAUAUGACUUGCGUAACUUAACCAAAACAGUUUAUGCAAAGGAAUUGUUUCCUGGAUUUCAAAUACGAUGUGUCCGGACAAUACUUAAUUCUGAAGGAUUUGUGGCUGGAUCAAUUGAUGGACGGAUAGCAGUGGAGUAUCUUAAUUCCUGCAACACAGGAUACGUUUUUUGGUGUCACCCAAAAUCAAAAGAUGGAAGGCAUAACGUCGUACCAGUGAAUGACAUUGCAUUUAAUCCGUUCAUCUCUGGUGCUUUUGUCACUGGCAACCACAAGGGGUAUGUCACCACAUGGGAUGCCCACAGCAAGAGGAGACUACUUGAGUUACCAAGAUACUCCAACAGUGUGACAUCCUUGUCAUAUAAUCAUGGGGGCCAACUUUUGGUUGUUGCAUCCAGCUAUGCAUACCGGGAAGGAAAUGAAACGUUAAAGAUCCCCCUCAAAUAUUCAUACAUGACGUGGAUGACUGGAAUCCACAUUUAUCAAAGCUUGAACUCGUGUUACACUUCUCUCUCUCUCUCUCUCUCUCUCUUCGAACGAACUUCUCUCUCUCUCCCUCUCUCUAGGCAAGCAGGCAUGUCGGACGAGGAGCACCACUUCGAGUCGAAGGCCGACGCCGGAGCUUCCAAGACUUAUCCUCAGCAGGCCGGAACCAUCCGCAAGAACGGUUACAUCGUCAUCAAAAACAGGCCCUGCAAGGUGGUGGAGGUCUCAACUUCCAAAACUGGCAAGCAUGGUCAUGCCAAAUGUCACUUUGUUGGAAUUGACAUUUUCAAUGGAAAAAAGCUUGAAGAUAUUGUUCCCUCCUCCCACAAUUGUGAUGUUCCUCAUGUCAACCGUGUGGACUACCAGCUGAUUGAUAUCUCUGAGGAUGGAUUUGUUAGCCUGUUAACUGAAAAUGGUAAUACUAAGGAUGACCUCAGGCUUCCAACCGAUGACAAUCUGCUUACUCAGAUCAAGGAUGGAUUUGCCGAAGGAAAAGACCUUGUUGUGUCCGUGAUGUCUGCCAUGGGAGAGGAGCAGAUCAAUGCCCUCAAGGAUAUUGGCCCCAAGUAACUUUCUAAAGUUUUGGAGAAAGUUCAGGGUACUCGAUUUCAAAGUGCAAUAGACAUAAUAGCAGCUAUAGGAGGUCUUGAAUCUUCUUGUGGUUUGAGGGUCCCCCAUUUCAACUUGCUUUCGAGUAUUGGCUUGUUGAAAUGGCAUGGCCUCCUGUCUAAGAAUAAUUUCUUCUUAUUAGGGUUUACAACUACAUAUUCUCUGUUUGGUCACUGCUUGGAUUUGUUGGGGAAUGAAUUUGCCAGCGAGACUGUAAUACACUUUUAUGCGUCUUCAAUUGUUGUGAAAUUGCUGUUCUCAGUUA